Messenger RNA from Exophiala aquamarina CBS 119918, 1458 nucleotides. RefSeq lists its product as uncharacterized. The record is from RefSeq and is a predicted model, not a curated record. Bases 1 to 1458 code for a protein of 485 amino acids. The transcript has a single exon. NCBI's taxonomy places the organism in Eukaryota, Fungi, Ascomycota, Eurotiomycetes, Chaetothyriales, Herpotrichiellaceae.
AUGCGGCCGACUAGACUGUUCACCGAGCUUGAUGCAUAUAUGGGGGAAGAAUGGGAGUCUAGCACUCCAGGACACCUGAGUGAUCUGCCAAGUCAACAGCAAGCUCGGGACUAUCAGAUCGACCAAACUCUUCGCCGUGCAGUACGAGCAUUCUCUGCGAGAUGGCUCCCGCUCAUCCCACGAGAAGUGUCCGGGGUUGGUGACCACGAGGAAGAGAUCCGACAGUUAUGGCGUGCAUCAAGAAAAGAUAUGCUGAGGGCCAUCAACCGUGUGUCAUAUCGCUCUGUGAUAACAUUGUUUCUCUUUGGUUUGACUCCUAUUCCGAACGGAAUCUCCGACGACGAAGAGAUGGAGGGCCUGACAGGCCAAAUAUGUGUACAGACGGCACUGCAACAGGUUCAGAGGCUCAGAGAGCGACAAAGAAAUUGUCAGUUCAGUGGAGCGAAAGUCUCACCUGGAUCUGAUGCACUUGCCGCCCCAACCCCGGCCUCGAGUCUGACACAGGAAUAUCUGGCGUUCGAAAGCAGGGCUUACUGGUGUGCUUUAAUGUUUGACACUUCGGGUUCACUGACGCUCAACUUCAGAUCUUCCCUUACAGCAGGAUUGAACGGCUUUACCUCCGAACCAGCGUGGCGAUUGGUCAAAAUGUGGCUUGCAGGUUCCUUUCACAGCAAGACGGAAGAAUGGCGAACGAAUGGAUUUGAGCUUACGGACGAUUCAGCUUGCCAAGUUAUCGCCGCUGCCGCGGCUUGCAAAUUGUACGUUUGGAAGAUGAUUGCAGUACUCAAAGAAGCACUUCGUGAAGGGGUCGAAGAGGAGAUGGUCACCCAAGCCUGGACGUUCCUCAUGGAGGGCAUUGAAAUGUUCAAAGUUACAAUACGUCCUUUGCUGCGAGAUUGUGAAAGGAGACUUCCAUUUCUUGGGCAACUCGAAAGAAUCAAUUGGUAUGAGACCGUACUACACUACUACCUUGGGAUUUUGAUCUUGGUCGAUGCAGUGGAGGCAGCUGAGCGAACCGACUUGUUGUCAGAGCUCACAGAGACAAGGCUGGAUGCAGAGCACGAGGCAAUCAACGCCUUGAAAUUUGGCCUCGAGAGCCAGUAUACCAUCUACGAACCCGCAACAGAGCAGGGCACAGACUUUCCCACAGGCUCAUCUGGUCGAUCCAUCACGGCCUCGUUCGUGGCUGUCGAUCCUUAUCCUCAUCACGUUGUGGCUUCUGUGCGACUCAUGAACAAGGUCGUUUGCCGCGAGUACCAACAGGGCAAAAUAAAGUAUGAAGCUUAUUCAUAUCUCUCAUCUACGUUGCUCAAGGCUCUCGAACAAUUACCCCAGUCUUCAAAGUCUGUCCAAGCGGCUCGCCAAUAUUUGCACUUGGCGUUCAGGGAUCUGGACUCGUUUUCCACAGGAGACACGAUUUACGGCAUCUCUCAGGAGGAAGAAUGCGAUAUUUACUGA